Molecule: messenger RNA, 1021 nt
Organism: Helicoverpa armigera (cotton bollworm)
Lineage: Eukaryota; Metazoa; Arthropoda; Insecta; Lepidoptera; Noctuidae
Gene: CPR139
Product: pro-resilin
Exons: 4
Coding region: 182-685 (167 amino acids)
Cellular component (GO): extracellular matrix
Source: RefSeq, a predicted model, not a curated record
UGAACUAAGUCAUUUAAAUUCAUUUCGAAAUUUUCGUAGUUCGUGCAUCCUGCUAAUGAAAAAAUGCCAGGGGCGGAGCUGCCACAACCGCAGCCCUGUGGGUUUAUAAACAUCGGACUUUUGCUUGAAUCGCCCAAAACCACCCAGUGCCCUCCGAUAGAAGGAACACGAGAUUUUCAAAAUGUGGCGAAUUAUUUGUGUAACUUUAUUGGUGUCGCUAUGGUCCAACGCAUAUGCUCAAGAAUACUUACCACCUAAAAUCGGAGGGGGUGGUGGUGGUGGUCCUAAGAAACCGAUACAAGAACCAUCGUUGCCAGCCAACUAUGACUUCUCAUACGACGUGCAAGACAACGGCGUGAGCCUGGACUUCGGGCACAACGAGAAGAGGAAAGAGGACCACGCGACCGGCUCCUACCACGUGCUGCUGCCUGAUGGCCGGAUGCAGCUCGUCGAGUAUGAAGCCGGGCCCGAUGGGUAUAAGCCUCAGGUGAUGUACAUGGGCACAGCGACGUUCCCUCCCGCAGGCGGUACUUCGGACAAGUUCGACGGCUACCACUACAACGCGGCAUCAAACAGACAGAGUGUAAGACAAGCGGCGCCUCGCGGCGGGGCUCGCCAGCCCGCGGCGCCCGCGCCUCAGUCCGCACCGCCGCCGCACACAUCGCCACCUAACGCCACCCAGUGAAUACGUCACAUGGUUAACCCGAUUAGACCAAUAGCGAACAAAUGAAUCUUCCGAACCUUUUCCCAACUAUGUUGGGGUCGGCGACCAGUCUAACCGACGAACAAAUGAACUUAGAUGACAGAUUUAAUUUUGGAACACUACUAGAAAAAUUGUAAUUCUUAGCACUCUUUCGGUCGUUAUGGGCUUUGAAAUGUUUAUAUUUUAAUGUAAUUAUUUACUCGGGUCCUUUCGUCAACAAAAAUAUUUUCACCGCUGUAACUGGGUCUAAGUUAGCCAGGUAAUGGUAACAAAAUAGACUGUCGGAAAAGUUUCGAUGAAAAAUGAAAAAAUAAUUCU